Messenger RNA from Lutzomyia longipalpis, 2105 nucleotides. It is a transcript of the gene Vps52, whose product is annotated as vacuolar protein sorting-associated protein 52 homolog. The coding region runs from base 70 to 2049 and encodes 659 amino acids. Gene Ontology annotation, molecular function: syntaxin binding. The record is from RefSeq and is a predicted model, not a curated record. Lineage: Eukaryota; Metazoa; Arthropoda; Insecta; Diptera; Psychodidae. The transcript has a single exon. Gene Ontology annotation, biological process: endocytic recycling; retrograde transport, endosome to Golgi; Golgi to vacuole transport. Gene Ontology annotation, cellular component: GARP complex.
CGAUAAAUAUUUGACAGAAACGAAUGAGGUUAGGUUCAACAAAGAAAAGAAAAAUAAAUUGUAAAAAAAAUGUCGAAUUUAGUGGAAAAAUUGGAUGACGAGGAAGUUCAGGAGAUCCUGAAGACAGGAACAGACCUUCGGCAGUAUUCGCAACAGAUUGAGCGUGAAUUCAAUGAGGUGGAGAAUCGUUCAAUCAAUGAUUACAUCAAGGAGAGUCAAAAUAUUGCAAAGCUCCACACACAAAUUGGGGCUUGUGAUGAGAUUCUGGAGCGAAUGGAGAGUAUGCUGACCAAUUUCCAGGAUGUCCUCAGCAACAUAAGCACGGAGAUUACGUCUCUGCAGAAGAAAUCAGUCUCAAUGUCCGUUCAAUUGACAAAUAGACAAUCUGUCCGGGCACAGCUGUCGCAAUUUAUUGAGGACAUGGCAAUUCCGGAAGAGAUGAUUGCAGCCAUAAUGGAGACACCAGUUGUGGAGAAGGAUUUCCUCGUGCAUCUCAAUCAGCUGAAUCACAAAUUAACCCUCGUAAAGGAGUUGAGCUUCAAGGAAUCCGCCUCUGUCAAUGAUGUGCGGGAAGUGCUGGAGAAUCUCAAGAUUAAAGCAAUGACAAAGAUCCGGACGUAUUUGCUGGAACAAAUUUACAAAUUCCGCAAACCCAUGACGAACUACCAGGUGCCACAGAAUGCAAUGCUAAAGUAUAAGUUCUUCUUUGAGUUCAUCCUGUCGAAUGAGCGGCAAGUGGCUCAGGAGAUCUGUGGCGAGUACGUGGAUACAAUGGGAAAGAUCUAUUUUAGUUACUUCAAGAGCUACUCCUCGCGGCUGGCGGCUCUGCAGUAUGAGGAAGCUGCCUCUAAGGAUGAUCUAAUGGGUAUCGAGGACACUGUCAACAAAUCUCUCUUCACCAAGACGACAUCCCUGAAGAAUAAGAGCACAGUGUUUACGAUCGGGAACCGCGGAGAUGUUCUCAAUCAGCAACUUGAAGCCCCCAUUCUCGUUCCACAUGCCCAGCAGAAAAACAAAUACCCCUAUGAGGCACUCUUCCGCUCUGAACAGUACGCCCUGGUGGACAAUGCAUGCCGGGAGUACCUCUUUGUGACGGAAUUCUUCAUGGUGCGUGGCUCACAGGCGCAGGAACUCUUCAAUCAAAUCAUGGGACGUACCCUUUCGCUGCUGAUUAAGAAUGUCGAAACAUACAUCCAGGAUUGCUUCGAUUGCAUCGCAAUGUUCCUCUGUAUUCACCUCAUCCUGCGCUAUCAGCUCAUGUGCCACAAGCGCUGUGUGCCAGCUCUCGAUAAAUACUGGGAUUCCCUACAGGCUGUCAUCUGGCCGAGACUCGAAGUAAUCUUCCGUGCCAACAUCCAAAGCGUCCGGGAUUGCGAUCCAACCAAGUUUACGCGUGAAAUGGGGCCUCAUUGCAUCACACGGCGCUAUGCAGAGUUCUCAGCAGCCAUUGUGGGCAUCUCUGAGCACUUUCCCAAUGAACUCAUGAGUCGAUUGCUGCUGGAACUGCAAAAUGAAGUGGAAUGCUUUAUCCUGCGCAUGGCGGCAAUCUUCCCAUCGCGAAAGGAACAGCUAAUCUACCUAAUCAACAACUAUGACCUUGUCUUGGGUGUCCUCAUGGAACGUACGCGGGACAAUAGCAAGGAAGCCGAAGCAUUCCGGGAACAGCUGUCAGCGAGAAGUGGGGAGUAUGUGGAGGAAAUUCUAGCGCCUCAUUUUGGGGGAAUCAUUCAAUUUGUACGUGAAUGUGAACCAAUGCUGGAGAAGGAACAAAUGGAGGAACUUCGACGGCAGGAGCGUCGUUCCCUUGCUCUGGUGGCGAAUUUUAGUUCAAACUGGAAGACAGCCCUUGAGGAGAUAAACAAAGAGGUUCUCCUGUCAUUCCCAUCCCUCGUCACGGGGCAAACACUCCUUCAGCUCGCCCUCACCAAUCUCCUCCAGUACUACCAUCGUUUCCACAAGCUCCUCACCCCCAAUGCCAGGACGCAGCUUGUCAACAUUCACGUGAUUAAGAUGUUUAUCAAAAAGUAUAGUGGAUCAUUCAAUAUUUAAUCACACAUAUUGUUUACACUGAAAUAUCCGGAAAUGUAUAUUUAUUUGCGUAUUAA